ACGACCGCCGCGCGCGAGACAGCCAGAAGCCAACAGCAGUCAACCACACAUUAGAGACCCGAUUUCUUUUGCCUUCGUAUUUUGGUUCUGCGUUCAGCGCAGCGGUGCGAUGUUGUUGGCUUCGCCUGAUGUCUGUCACGCUCAUCGCGUUCCUGCCCUCGCUCUCGCGGGGUAGUGUGCUAAGUGCUGAUGGGGUUGGUUUUAGUUGGUUAGUCUAGAGUUAGCCGCCGGGUCGAUCGGUCCGAUUUCAGAAUCGCGCAACGCGAGUUCGUACGCGGCAAGUUCGACCGGGACCUAUCCAGUUUUAGUUUGUUUUUCUGUGCGUCAGCUUGCGUAAACCACCAUCAGACAAACCGGGAAGUCUGGGUUGUGAUUGUGAAUACCUAAGUGGUUUGCAGAUUUGAACGAGAGGCGACGACUGCUGCAGUUGCAAUUCUGCCCCCAGAGUUCUGUGAAUGCAAGAUUGACAACGAGAGACAACAGCCGGACAUCCGCCGGACACGUGUAGCAGAAUGAUUUGAAGCAGCCCGAACCAUUCCCAACCGGUUGAAUCUUGCUGAGACCUCUGUCGUCUCCUGUCUCGCACCCUCACCUGUAUCUGCACUGUGCACUUUUCAAAAGCCUUCACCAUGGAUAACGAUAGUAUCGUAGUGGACGAGGAAUGGACCGGCAACCGGUCGACGACGGUAGCUCUAUCCAGAUCGUGUCCCACUGAGCUACCAACGGUUGUUCAAUAUUUAAAUGGAUUGGACACCGCCGUUACUGUGAUCAUAGCCAUAACCAUCGUACUUAGCUUCGCGACAUUUGUGAUAUGCGGCAAGAACAUCCGACAGGUGCUACGGUACACACCCAAGCGGUUCAAAUCCAAAACCAUCGUGGUGCUGAUAAUAUAUCCGGUAGUGACAACGUUGGCGAUAAUAUCCGCACUCGUUCCGAAAUCAUACUUCAUAUGCGAUACGGCAUCGCAUAUCUACUUUAUGAUCAGUGCCUACGUAUUCUACAG
Molecule: messenger RNA, 1003 nt
Organism: Aedes albopictus (Asian tiger mosquito)
Lineage: Eukaryota; Metazoa; Arthropoda; Insecta; Diptera; Culicidae
Product: organic solute transporter alpha-like protein
Biological process (GO): transport
Cellular component (GO): membrane
Molecular function (GO): transporter activity
Source: RefSeq, a predicted model, not a curated record